CCGCCGCCGUAGUGCAAUUCUGACAGCUGUCGCGUUCGCACAGGGCGCACCCGGUUUGACGCGUUCGCGGCUAAUUCGAUUUUGACGCGCGAGAUUCGAAUUGUGCGAUACUCUUCGAGCGUUCUUAAAAAAAUUGUAAGUUAAUCUUCGAGUUAUCGCGUCGAUUGGAAUUAAACUUUGAAGUGUUUGCACAGUAAUAAAUAUUAUCGUCUGUCUGGGCCCGAGCCUUAUUGUUUUUCGCUCGAACGAACUAUGUAGUGGUUUGACGUUUGUAUGUAACAUCCGAACCGCUCUCAUUUGUGCCAAAAGUGCGAAUUGUUCAUUGGCCGGAAUUUUGGAGUGAACUGUGCGAUAUUAUGAUGGGUUAUGUCGGUAUGAAGAGACUGUGUGGAUUGGGGACUCGUUUCCAGUUAUUUUUAGCCUGUUUUCUAUUUAAAGAUGUAUUUUCAAUAGAACUAGAAGAGUUGAGAGUUCCUACGCAUGCAGUCAGGAAUCAAAGUGUCACAUUGGAAUGUUACUUCGACUUGGAAGGCGAAACAUUAUAUUCCGUCAAAUGGUACAAGGAUGGCCACGAGUUUUACAGAUUUGUGCCGAAUGACGUUCCACGUGCCCAAUCUUUUUCCCUGCCGGGGAUAACAGUUGAUAUGGAGAACUCGACGCAGAACACGGUCACGCUUACUUCGAUCCAGCUGCCCACUUCCGGUAUCUACCGCUGCGAAGUGUCAGGGGAAGCACCUUCUUUCCAGACGGUGACCGAAAGAGCCGAGAUGAUAGUAGUUGCACUACCAGAAGAAGGUCCCAAGAUCACAGGAGGAAGACCUCGAUAUCAAGUUGGCGAUACUGUGCGUGUGAACUGCACCGCAGGCAGAUCCAAGCCAGCUGCUGUACUCAAUUGGUUCAUCAAUGGCGAGCCUGCCAACGCAUCUUUCUUGAGAGGUCCUGACAUAAUCGUCACAGGCAGAGAAGGCUUAGAGACGUCAAUUCUCGGUCUAGAGUUCACAGUACGACACAAGCAUUUCAAGAAAGGCGACAUGAAGCUCAAAUGCCUUGCAACCAUAGCAACGAUCUAUCUGAAGAGCAACGAGGAGAGCGUAGAAGGCGAGAGGCCUCAGAGGGCUUCUGUUUUGGAGAGUCGAGGUACUGCAGCUCCUAUCAAUUCGAGAGCUGAUAGAGUUCAAGGGGCUGGUUGCAGUGGACUCUCAUUCCCCAGAUAUUUAAUCGUCCUUUUAUGUUGCACGGUCCUGCAGCAAUCUAGGAGAUACCAAACAGUUUGAAGGAAGCCAAAGACACUUGAAUCUAUAGUGAGUGAUAUUGGAUAAUCGUUGCUUUGUACAUUCCUUCCAUAAAUUUCGUUUUUUUUUAAGCUAAUGGGCAGGAGCAUGUAAGCGUGAAAACUUCCCUUAUUGCCCCUUAACGUGGUCAAUUGCAACCGGACUUUUUUAAAUAAUUGUGCUCUCAAAACACACAAAAAAUUAUCAAAAACGAGUUGAACUAACUUUCACAUUAGCAAAACUAGAAAGAAUGAAAGUUAUAUGAUAUCGAUAUAGUUUGAAUCGAUUAACGGAAGUUUUCACAGCGCCCUUUGAUACUCAAAAAAAUUAUCAUUUUCGAUCGAUGUGACAUAAACUCCCACAUCCCUGAGAACUGUAAAUAAAUUUCAUUAUAAGGAUUUGAAUUGAACUAAACCAAAACUAUUUCUCUAGUCUAUGCAUCUUUUAAAAUUUUUGUAAUAUGAGAGGCAUUAUUAUGUCAAUUAGUGAAAGGUGGUGAAGCAUAUCUAAGAAUCUUAUAUCAUCUCUUAGUCCAUAUCAUAUGAAUUCAGAAUCAUCUACAGGAACUAAAUCCGAUAUUUAUAGAAAUGUAUUGAUUAUCAACAUCAGUGCUCCCAAAAGUUCGGUGAAAAACCUUUUUUAGAGGGAAUGUUCCAUUGAACUAUAUGAAGUUGUAAAAAUGCUUUAUUUUAUGGACAUGGAAAAAUUAAUAGGACCUUGUCAUUUUAACGAGAUGUACAUAUAAAUUCGAUAUGACUAGGUCAUAAAUUAUUUUAAUCCACAGACGUUUUAUAACCCUAACCUUGUCCAUGUCAGGCUCAUGAAAUAUUGUUUUUUAGGAUUAACUUCUUCAUUAUUUCCAGCAAAAUAAAUAUGAUUUGAUGGAUAAAACUUUCACAGCACUAUAUUUCCAUAUUAUUCCAACUAUUUAGUAUACCAAAUUCAAUACAUACAAUGGAUUUAAGUUCAAGGAAUAUGAUCUUCACUAAAUAUUCCGUCUGUCAAAUAAAAUUUGUUGUAGAUAUUGCAAUUUCGCUAUUUUAUUUCAUUAGUUCAGAACAUGUAAAUUCAUAUGAAUUCCUGUGAUCGAUAAAAAAUAUUAUGUUAGGCGGUAACGCCAAAAAUUGUUAAAUAAAGUAAAUUAAUAUUUGAUUAUACAACCUAGCAUUGUACGUCAACCCUUAAAACGUAAGAAAAUUUAUCUUGAAUAAUAUAGAAAUAUUACAUUGUUUUUCAUGUGAAACCACUUGUAUCAAUUAACAAUGAAUGUAUAUAAUAAUAAGAAGAUAUAUUUGAUGUACUACUAUACAAUUACUAACUUAAUUGUGUUGUUUGAUUCAAACUCAAACUCUUGAACUGUCAACAAUGCAAAAUACUGUCAAUGAUUCAAGAGAAAUUUAUGGUGAAAUCUCGAAAUACACUGUACUUUAUUUUGAGGAAUAAAAGUUGAAAUACUUCGC
This is a messenger RNA of Harmonia axyridis, 2731 nucleotides long. RefSeq lists its product as uncharacterized. The record is from RefSeq and is a predicted model, not a curated record. The transcript has 5 exons. Bases 357 to 1274 code for a protein of 305 amino acids. NCBI's taxonomy places the organism in Eukaryota, Metazoa, Arthropoda, Insecta, Coleoptera, Coccinellidae.